CCAUGCUUCUGGGUAUUUCAUGAAUGUAUGCCCGAGUCAUCGCACAGAAUUGGAUAAGAAGCUGCCGCUCAGGCACGAUACUAUCCACCACCCCUACAACCUUAUAUAAAUCGGCAACAACAUCAACCCUUGCCCGCAUCAUCCCCUCUUCAGCUCCAGCUCCAGCUCCGAGCGGGGCUCCUACUAUCGCAACCAUGUCGACUGCCACGACCACCACUCCCACGCGCAAACCCAUGCCCUCGGCAUUGACCUUUGACUUACAUGCCAAGUGUUCAACAACAAAAGCACGCGCCAGUACCCUCCGCCUCCCCCAUGGCGAUGUCCCCCUCCCUAUCUUCAUGCCCGUCGCGACCCAGGCCUCUCUGAAGGGCUUGACGUACGACCAGCUCCGCCAGACGGGAUGCCAGCUCUGUCUGAAUAAUACCUACCACCUUGGAUUGAAACCCGGACAGGCGGUGCUGGAUGCCGUAGGCGGGGCGCAUAAGUUGCAGGGAUGGGAUCGGAAUAUUCUUACGGAUAGUGGAGGAUUCCAAAUGGUGUCCUUGCUUAAACUUGCGACUGUUACGGAGGAAGGUGUACGGUUUUUGAGUCCUCAUGAUGGCACACCGAUGCUGCUCACCCCCGAACAUUCCAUCUCGUUACAGAAUUCGAUUGGAUCCGAUAUUAUCAUGCAAUUGGACGACGUGAUCGCAACCACUUCGCCGGACCAGGCGAGAAUCUACGAAGCCAUGGAGCGGUCUGUUCGCUGGUUAGAUCGUUGUAUCGAUGCACACAAGUACCCGGAGAGGCAGAAUCUGUUUUGCAUUAUCCAGGGUGGACUGGAUUUGGAGAUGCGGAAGCAAUGCUGCGAGGAGAUGGUGGCGCGAGAUACACCGGGUAUCGCCAUUGGUGGUCUUUCUGGUGGUGAGGCCAAGGAGGACUUUUGCAGGGUGGUGGAUACUUGUACGGGACUGCUCCCGGAGAAGAAGCCGCGAUAUGUGAUGGGAGUGGGCUAUCCGGAGGACUUGAUCAUGGGAGUUGCGCUCGGCGCAGACAUGUUUGAUUGUGUCUGGCCGACACGGACGGCUCGCUUCGGCAACGCCGUGGUCCCGACAGGGACAUUGAACCUGCGCCAUCGGUCUUUCGCAGAGGACUUCCGGCCGGUGCAGGAGGGCUGCACAUGCAGCAUCUGUCUCCCGAAGGAGCAGGGUGGACUGGGCAUUACGCGGGCAUACCUGCACCAUUUGGCGGCGAAGGAGACAGUAGGAGCGCAUCUGCUUACGAUGCACAACGUGCACUAUCUGCUGUCGCUGAUGGGAUCGGCGCGACAGGCCAUCAUAGAGGACCGGUUCCCGGCAUUCUUGCGCGACUUCUUUGGGAAGUUGUAUGAAGAGAAGACGAAUUACCCGGAGUGGGUAGUGACUGCACUGCGGGGAGUGGGAGUAGAUUUGAUGGAGUAAGAUACCAGAUACCAGUUGAAUAGAGUCG
This is a messenger RNA of Aspergillus neoniger CBS 115656, 1467 nucleotides long. RefSeq names its product tRNA-ribosyltransferase family protein. Gene Ontology annotation, cellular component: cytosol. The record is from RefSeq and is a predicted model, not a curated record. The transcript has 8 exons. NCBI's taxonomy places the organism in Eukaryota, Fungi, Ascomycota, Eurotiomycetes, Eurotiales, Aspergillaceae. Gene Ontology annotation, molecular function: tRNA-guanosine(34) queuine transglycosylase activity. Bases 24 to 1439 code for a protein of 471 amino acids.